Molecule: messenger RNA, 5266 nt
Organism: Acanthoscelides obtectus
Lineage: Eukaryota; Metazoa; Arthropoda; Insecta; Coleoptera; Chrysomelidae
Source: the annotation of a GenBank genome assembly
UGUGUUCUGUGGUGUAGUAUUUUCAAUGUUCAUUUUUCUAUGACCGCAAGGAGUCCGCUUUUGAAGUUUUUACUUCUGUACAAAUUUUCCCUCAGAUUUUUGUAUGCUUCUUCCUGACAAUUUAUGUUUGAAUUUGGGCAUGUUCACGAUCACAUUCUGGUUGUCCGUCCAUUUAUCACAUGAGAAGUGGCAACGCUGACUAAAUUUGUUUUUUGCUUUACAUCUGUUCUUGACGUUUGACAUAAACAUAACGUGAAUUCUAAGAAGUAAGAAGUGGUUGUCAAUUUUUCAAAUUUGAAGAAUGUAAACUAAACGCUAAAUAUUUUUUGUGUGGCAAAAUGAUAGCCAAAAAUGUGCUCGAAAUCAUUAAAUUAAUUGCUAAGGAACAGUUUAUUAGAUUCACUGUUAUUAUCGUCACAUUAUUUGUUAUAUUUUUAGGUGUUACGCUGAGUCCCGUUGCUGCUAUUGUAAUAUAUUUCUCGUACAUAUUCGGAUAUGUGGUAUCUGGGCUUCUGCUAAAAUACAGGAACAAAACUGGUAUCUACUUCCAACGUCUGAACAGUUUCUACAAAGAAAAAUUCUCAACCAAGACAGCAAUAAAACAUUCAUGCAGCAUAUGUGAUAAUUUGUCUUGCAGAAGACACCAGCAAAAUGCAAGUGUCACACCAUGGAAACACUUGCAUAUUUCAAAAGAAUUGAACUCUGCAGUUGAAGAUUUUUAUGAACAAAUACUCGAAAAUUUUGUCAAAAGUUGGUACACACCAUUGACAGAUGACACUGACUUCAUAAAUGAACUGAGAUAUUGCUUUCGUUAUGCUGUGGCAUCAGUGGUGAACAGAAUUCUUGAACUCGAUGUUGCUGAUGUAAUAGCCAAUAAACUUGUGCCAUGUGCUAUAAAACAUGUGGAAGACUUUCUCUACAUGCAACAAAUUGCUAAAUUGAGGAAUAUUAGGUUCAAUGAGGUUAUUAUUGAGUAUAUGGGAAAGAGGUUACAUAUUGCUGCAACAAAUAGAAAAAGUGAACUUGAAUACUUGAGGCAUUUGUCUGCAGCUUUAUUGGUGAACAUUUCACCAGACUCAUAUUUGAAAUGCAAGAAUUAUUCAUUGAUAAUGAAAGAAAUAUUAGCAGGAUGGGUAUUUCUCCCUCUGAUGGACGUGUUAGCAAACCCAAAUAUAAUAAACUCUCUCGUUAUUUUGGUAAUCACCUACAAAUCAAAAACGAUCACAAAGGUUCAGAAGAAAGAAGAAUAUGUUGAAUUUCUGAAUAACUAUGUAAAAGUUGAUAAAAAAGUCUCAUCCUUUGCUACGAACUUGAACAAGAUCAAGAAUAACACUGAAUUAUUAUAUGCAUUCAUGCAAUUUUUGAAAAAGCAGGACAAUGUGAACCUCUUGCAGUUCUGCUUGGAUGUUGACGACUUCAAUUCAAAACUUCUCACGCCUAAUCUACCGAAAAAACAAAUAGAAGAAUUACAUUCGGAUAUUAUAAAACUGUACAAUGAGUAUAUUGACAAUAGUAGCUACAAUUUCAUUAGCUGCCCUUCUAGUAUAUCUCACGAUUUCAAAAAGUUGAUAGAUGAUGUCUACACAGUUGACAAACUUUCUAAUUUAUCCAAACUGUUAUACAAAGCUUAUGAUCAUACUUUUACCACAUUGGAAAACACUUGGUUACCACAAUUCUUCCACAGCAAUGAGUUUUAUGCCUAUAUAUGUGGAUCCAAGAUUAUACCAACUUACAACAAACAUAACGUGAGAACGAAAAAAAUGAGCGAAUAUUCUAACCAAGGUGCCGUAUCAAAACUAGGUGUAUCAAAACUAAGUAGUGGUUUUGGCAAGAUUAAAGGAGUUUUGAGGAGUACCCAAACUGUAGAGGGAGCAUUCUUCCCUUUAGCACCUCAAGGCGUUGAGGACGGCACCGUGGAUGACAUGCUUCUUUCUGAAUGCAAAACACUCUUCAGAGACUUGAGCACUUGGAGAGUUACGGUUCCUUCUUAUCAGGCUAGUCCGUCAAGUAAAGUGAUAUAUUUUUAUGUGAAUGUAGAAAGAUUCGAUAUGUUGUCUGAAGAUAAUAAAAAGUCAUGGGUAGUGCUCAGAAAAGAUCAGGAUUUCUAUACUUUGAAAUCAAAGCUGGUCGAAUUUCAUGGUGAAAAUAUUAUUAAUGAUUCUCCACUACCUUCAAGAAAGGCUGGUUCAUCUGUAGAGAAUCGAAUGGUCAAAUAUGAGGAAUUUUUGAAAAACCUACUCUCUAAGCCCACAUUAAGGGGUAGUGAUCUGUUACACUCAUUUUUAACGACGGAGGAAGACUUCAGUAUUUUCAUAGCAGCGAACGCAUCAAAUAUUCAGGAUAUAGGGAAUAUAUAUCAGUCAGUGGCACAUAAGUUAAGGAAAGAGAAAGGGCAACAUUUGGAUCCUUUCAUGGCAACGUUUUUGAACUCUACCGGAGCUGGAAAACAGAAAACUGACAAACCAGAGUUGGCAGAGGAAGGAGAAGAGACAUAUAGACUAGGCUUUAAAUUCACUGAGAACAUUCCGCCACCAAAAACAUACAGAAACCAUGUUUUCAAUGACAACUUUGGUGUUCAGCAUAAAAACUUGCAAGAAACGAUGAGUGGCUCCUUCAAUCCAGAAGGUUUUUGCGAAUGCUUUUUUUAUUUGAGUAAGUUUUUAAUUAUCUCUCAAAGUACAGUGGAAAAUUAGCAUUAUAUUUCAUAUGUGACAUGUCCACACCAAAAAUAUGGUCAACAUUUUUUUACACCGAGGCAGUCGCGCAGGCAGAAGCCUAAAUGCCAGAGCAUCGCGGCUGCUAUGAGUAGCUUGAAAAAACUUUAUUAAUCCGAUUUUUGAAUUCCCUAAGGUUAGUACAGCUGGGAAAAGCCUUCUCAUGUACGUUGUUCCACAAUCUCGAUACCCUAGUGACAAAAGAGCGGUCGUAUCGGGCAGUUGUGAAUGUUCGACACGGUUAGGAUGGGAUGCCGAAGUCAGGCGGGUCUGUCAGGCCCGCACAUCGCGCGGCGACAUCAUAGAGGAGAGCUCUGAGAAGCAAAGCUCAUUGGUGUAGGAGAGAGUUAAAUCGCCGACGGUCCGUUAGAGAAGAGUAAUCGAUUAGUCGGAUAAUCUUUCUACAGGAUCAGUCAGAAAGAACGCAUUUUUUUCGAAUUGGUACCUACUACAUCGAAUGGGCUGGUCUCGUGUCGGAGGGGAAGGGCGUGUUGGAUAUUGGGAGAAGUGCCGUUUCAGUUAGCAAGAUGGUUUGGAACGUUGAGCAUCGUGUGUUCACUGUACGACGGUACUUUCAAAAUGGCGAGUCUGUCGUUCGAACGCAACGUGAAUUUCGCGUUCACUUUCGUGAUCCACGUCGUGGGACAGUACCAGACCGUAACACCAUUUUGAGAUGGGUGGAAGCAUUGAACACAACAGGUAACGUGAUGAAGAAAAAACCGCCAGGACGAAACCGUACUGUUAGAACCCCUGAAAACGUAGACAGAGUGAGAGUUGACACGCUGCAAAGCCCGAAUCGUUCCGUCCGUUUGCGUGCCAGUUCCCUAGGGAUCCACGCGUCCUCUGUACGUCGCAUCUUGAAGAAGGAUUUAGUAUUCCAUCCUUACAAAAUCCAAGUUUGUCAACAACUGUUGGCAGGGGAUUAUGCACAACGUGUUAAUUUUGCACAGCUCAUGAUUGAACAGUUGGAUAAAAAUGACAUGACGUUGUUUAUGAGUGAUGAAGCACAUUUUCAUUUACAUGGAUACGUCAGUAAACAAAAUUGUCGAUAUUGGUCUCCAGUGAACCCCAAACAGUUGCAUGAGCACCCUCUGCAUACCUCGAAAGUCACAGUUUGGUGUGCAGUAGGUGCAACGAUGAUUAUUGGCCUUUAUUUUUUUGAUGAUGAUGGAGAAACAACUACUGUGAAUUCAAAGCGUUACAUCCACAUCCUGAACAACUUUUUUUUCGGAACUUCGACGUCGGCGUGUCCGUCUCAGAAUAGUGUGGUUCCACCAAGACGGGGAAACAUCUCACACAGCUCGAACUUCGAUGGAACUUCUUCGGUAAAAAUACCCAGGACGUCUCAUUUCACGUCAUGGCGAUGUUCCAUGGCCCCUUCGCUCUCCGGACCUGUCAACGUGUGAUUUUUUUAUGGGGCUACCUGAAACCAAAAGUUUACUAACUCGUCGAUUUGAAGGAGGAAAUAAGAAGAGAAGUAACCCAAAUUCCUGCACGAAUGCUGGCCGACGCAAUGGGCUCAUUUCGGGAGAGGCUUGAUUUCUGUAUUUUGUUUUACUCAAAAAAAUGGCAUGUAUUUCUGAGUAUUUUGAUAUAAUGAAAUAUUUUUUCCCAUACUUAUUUUGACUGUACUACUCAUUUAAAAAACAUGCGUUCUUUCUGACGUACCCAGUACGAAGAGCAGCGAGCAAGUAUAUUGUAUUCGGGGCGGCAGCUUCACAAACACGUGAUCAGUAAUCGAGGCUAAGUUUUAUCUGGACCUUGCACAGAGUGAGAAGGUCAUGUGGAGAAAAGUACUUCUUAGUCCUAAAGAAAUAGGCCAGCUUUGUCCCAGCAGCUGCCGCUGUUGACGAGAUGUGUUCGUGCCAGAUCAAGUCCUCAGUGAUAUGGACUCUGACCAGCCGAAAUGCAUGAUUUUUUGACAGAACUCGGUCAUCCAUCGAAACCGGAUGAGCUUUGGGACGCUUCUUUUUUUGUCAAGUGAAACAGAUUUUCAAAAUUCCAAAUGGAAUGUUGCGACUAUAUGCUGCCAUAUCUAAUGUCGCACCAAACCUAGUGGAUCUGUCUUGUAAGAUUAUGAUUGAUAGAAAGUUGAAAUCCGGAUUGUGCCAAUCAAAUUUGACGUACCUGCUCAAGCAGUUAGAGGCUGUCAUAUUCAAUGUCCAUGUAGCUCCCACAAAAGAGGAAUUGGCAAAACGAAAACAACGAGCUUUUGAAGAGCUAGAAAAUGUUGUUCCGAUGUUUGUCAAAAAAGUGUUGAUGUGCGAUAUUGAUAAUGGUUUGAAGACUCUUUUAGAGAUUUUGCAAUAUCCUCAUUAUAACAAACAGUUGGUGUACAAUCUCUUGGACAUAGUGCUGAUCGAGAUGUAUCCUAUGCUAGAAAAAAAUGAAGAUUAUUACUGAAACAUUCCUUUUGUAAAUAAGCUGUAUUAUUUAUUGGUUAGUAUUAUAUAUUUAUAAUUAUAAUGAGCUGUGAUCGUAUUGAGUUUUUAACCACAUGCAUGUAAAUAUUAUUCAUUAAAAUGUGUUGAAACUUUAAUAUAGAAUCGUGC